GGGUCCUCGUUAAUUGCUUUGUUUUCGGCCUAAGAAAGAACGAAAGAAAAGAAAAAAGACACAGGGGAAGUUUCACCUGAACUUACUAGUCUGCAACUCUGCAUUCUUUGUUCUCUGCAACUGCUAAGGCCCUGAUAUCGUUCACCUUUUGCUUUUCUCUUUCUCAUGCAAAAGAAAUGGGUAACCUAUUCACCUGUUUCUCUCACAAGGAAGUGAAGAAGAAAGCGUCCAAGCGUUUCUCCAAUCCUCCUCCCCUUACAGCCUCGAGCAAACGGUUUUCCAGAAUUCGAUCCUCCAAGAAAGAGAAGCUUGAAGAUUCUCUGAUUCAAGAGCAAGCUAUCGCCGCGGCUUUGUUGUUUCAGCAUCACCAGCAGAACGGUACGCUGCCAUUUGAUCGGUCCAUUUCUUUGAAAUAUCCUGUUCCGGGUUCGAGAAAGCAGUCUUUGCCUAGGAGCUCCAGUUCUAGGGCUCGUUCCCUCACGGAUCCGCUUCUUAAGCCUCAUGAACUCGUUAAUCAGGAUCUAAAGAUUGAUGAUCUAGAGACCAAGCAUUUUGUUCUUGUUCAUGGAGGUGGUUUUGGCGCUUGGUGUUGGUAUAAAACCAUAGCACUUUUAGAAGAGGGUGGAUUCAGAAUUGAUGCUAUAGACUUAACUGGAUCUGGAAUACAUUCAUUUGAUACAAACAAUAUAACAAGUCUUUCCCAAUACGUAAAACCCCUUACUAGUUUUCUUGAAAAGCUUGAAGAUGGAGAGAAGGUGAUUUUGGUAGGGCACGAUUUUGGUGGUGCAUGCAUAUCAUAUGCAAUGGAGCUGUUUCCAUUUAAGGUUGCAAAGGCUGUAUUUGUUGCUGCAGCCAUGUUAACUAAUGGACAAAGUUUUCUUGAUAUGUUCUCCAAACAGGCAGAUUCAAAUGAUUUAAUGCGAUCAGCUCAGAUAUUUCUAUAUGCAAAUGGAAAUGACCGCCCCCCAACAGCUAUUGAUCUUGACAAAGCUUUAUUGAGAGAAUUGCUAUUCAAUCAAAGUCCAUCUAAGGACGUUGCUUUGGCCACAGUUUCAAUGAGGCCGAUCCCCUUUGCGCCUGUUCUAGAGAAGGUCGGUUUGUCUGACAAGAACUAUGGCUCUGUGAGGCGGUUUUACAUAGAGACUCCUGAAGACAACGCAAUAACCCCAUCUCUACAGGAGAGUAUGAUAAAUUCAAACCCACCAGAACGGGUCUUCCGACUAAAAGGCUCCGAUCACUCACCUUUUUUCUCAAAGCCUCAAGCCCUGCACAAGCUACUACUGGAGAUAUCAAAGAUUCCCUCAACUUGAGUACAUUAGCUAGCUGGAUGAUGAAUAGGUAGAUGAAGGGCAUUUUUCCCCUUUACACUUUGAGCAUGAUAAAUUGAUUACACUGAUGAGUUUCAAAGUUUACAUAUUUUCAUCUGUACGAGUCUGACAAGCGUUCAUACACAUCAUUAUUAUUAUUAUUAUUAUUUUUUUGGCAUUUUUUGAAUUGUGUAGAGAGAUGUUUUGUUGUUCAGCAUCUAUAAAUAUGCUCUUGGCCUAGUGUAUUCUCGAUUCUGAUUUUGAGAUGUCCAUGGCAUCUUCUGUCAAUGAAACAAAAAUUUCAGACUGUUA
This is a messenger RNA of Nelumbo nucifera (sacred lotus), 1619 nucleotides long. Its product is annotated as putative methylesterase 11, chloroplastic. The record is from RefSeq and is a predicted model, not a curated record. Lineage: Eukaryota; Viridiplantae; Streptophyta; Magnoliopsida; Proteales; Nelumbonaceae. Gene Ontology annotation, molecular function: methyl salicylate esterase activity; methyl jasmonate esterase activity; methyl indole-3-acetate esterase activity. Gene Ontology annotation, biological process: salicylic acid metabolic process; jasmonic acid metabolic process.